Salarias fasciatus (jewelled blenny) is the source of this 2153-nucleotide messenger RNA. RefSeq names its product lipid transport auxiliary protein 1 (gene ltap1). Bases 191 to 955 code for a protein of 254 amino acids. The transcript has 7 exons. The record is from RefSeq and is a predicted model, not a curated record. Gene Ontology annotation, biological process: phagocytosis. NCBI's taxonomy places the organism in Eukaryota, Metazoa, Chordata, Actinopteri, Blenniiformes, Blenniidae.
GUCAACAGAAUGUCACAACAGACACUUUACUUAACUUUGUUCCUGCUUUCCCUUUAAUGUUACUCUCACGUGUUUUCAACACGGCUGCUCAAAUGAAACCGCACGUUUGUAGAAGACCGAGCCGCGGACGCGCUUUAAGCGGAGAUUUUAACUUGUUGGGUCGGUAGGAAAAAAAAAAAAAAGCUUGAAAAUGUCGAACGAUUCGUUUUUAUCGAGGAUUAACGUGGUGCUGGUGAUGGCCUACGGCAGUCUGGUCUUCGUUUUGCUCUUCAUAUUUGUCAAAAGACAAAUAAUGCGACUUGCCAUGAAGUCUCGGAGAGGACCGCAUGUUCCCAUUGGCCACAACGCGCCCAAGGAGCUGAGACAAGAAAUUGAAGCCAAACUAAGCGAGGUCCAGAAAAUCCACUUUGAACCUCGUCUGCUGUCUCCAGACGAUAACCGGCUAAAGCACAGCGAACAAACUGCUUCGUAUGACUACCUGUACAGAAUGAAAGCUCUGGACGCCGUCAGAGACGUCGAUUUCCCGUUCCGUGAGCUGGGUGGAUCGUCCACCGCCGUAACGGGAAAGAGAUUCCGUACCUGGCUCUUGCAGCUGAGGAAUUCCCCCGGUGCGUUCAGAGACAACGAAAGCUCUCUGAUUGACACCGUGCUGGAUGGGUACAACAGCGCGCGGCACGGGUCAGAGGCAUUCGGUGAAGCAGAGUUUAUGAAAUACAAAGAAGCUUUAACCGAGCUGGCCUCACUCGUGAAGUCCCACAGGAGCGCCAAUCCGAGCCAGCACCACCAGUCCGCAGCCAAAGACCUGACCAGUACCCCCGAGUCCCCCAGCGCGUCCUCCCCGACCCAGACCACCUACCUCACCUCCAGCUUCCAGCAGCGCAGCAAGAGGUCCAGGCACUUCCUGGAGCUGAAGAACUUCAAAGAUAACUACAACACCCUGGAUAGCACCUUCUGAGCGUCGUUUGAGCUCGUCCAGUGAAAAAGGCCAGAACGACACCGUGCUGCCAGUGAUUACAGUGCCUGUGAAGUGCAAAAAGAAAAGUUCCACUGCCUUCAUAUACGAACAUGUAUUGCCUGGUUUACACUAUAUUGCAUAUCAAAUGACUGGUACAGUUAACUUAGUGUUGCUUCUUCAUAUAUCCUGUCAUGUUGCAUGUGCGAGCGCUAUUUAUGGAUAGCAGAGUAACUACAAUGAGUUGAUUUGACCAAAACGAAACCAGAGCUAUGCAAUGGCAUCCGACAGUGGUUUUCAAGGUGGAGGAAAAGUUUCAGCCUUAAUUUGUCCUUUUUGUUUUUAUUUUUGAGGAGAACUGGUUAAGUCAGGGUUUUUACGUUGAGGGUAAAACUGUUCAUUGUUUUGUUGAAACGUGUUUUUAGAGGUGAAUUUAUUGCAGAUGUAUUGUAGAUGAAUUACAAUGACUUUGGUGCAAAGCCAAAGUUAAGUGUAACAGUUACUGACUAUACAAACAAGCUUUCCCGAUAUUUCUCAGCUUCUGCAUUAACAAGCGUAAUGAGAAUUAUGCCUUAAUGACAGCUUAUGUUAUUGCGCACACAGCAUGUGCAGCAUGAGUUUGUGGGGCAAUGCAAUUUACGUCCUGAAGGGGGGAUAUCCUCCCACAUGUUAAAAAAAAAAAUACUUCUGGUGUCAGACAAUCAGUAUUUAUUGCACAAUGUACAGGCCUAUGCAGAUUUAUGCUAAUUAAUCGGAUGUCUAUUACUGCUCAUUGAUUUAUUUUUUUCUCUCAAGGAAAUCCAGCGUUGACAGCUGCUUCACACUGAGGAAAACACUGUUCAUUUUACUUAUGUUUACAUUCAUGUCUGUGCCGUUUUGUCCCUCGGUUAAUUCAACAUGUUUAAGUUGGUUUUUUUAAAGCCUUAAAUACUUGUUUGACAGAGGCCUUCUUUGUUUUCCGUGAACUGUGAUGAAUUGCUUUGUUACACUUUAACCGGUUAUCUCAGUGCAAUGUAACAUGACAGUAUUUUCGAUCAUUAAUCUGUUCUGAAUGUAAGUCUCUUCGCCCAGACUGUUCCCCAAAAGUCUGAACUGUCUGUUUCAUUUGAUAUUUGAAGAUUCCCAGGGAGGCAUGUGAUGCCCGAGUAACUUCGGUUUUGGUGUUGAUUACUGUGAAAUAAUAAAACUGUGAGAUACGGUU